AUGCAACACGCUCGUGCUCAGCCAGCGGACGUUGAAAUGAGCUUGCGGGAACAACUUCUGAGCGAAGCCACAGGCUCUGCACCACCUCCAUAUCCGCCAGCACCUAUAGCACGUUCUGGACAUGUCGAUCAUCCGUAUCCUCACUCAGAUUCGCAGAGUCCCCACGAUCACCAUCUCGACCCGAGCGUUACCGGACAGCAGGUCGCAUAUGCUAUGAGCGGAGGUGAGAACCCGGACGAUGGUCUCAGUCCCGAGGCACGGAAAGGCAAGAGAGAGUUGUCCACGAGCAAAAGAGCGGCGCAAAAUCGGGCAGCGCAGCGAGCGUUCCGCCAGCGCAAAGAAGGUUAUAUCAAGAAGCUUGAGGAACAGGUCAAGGACUACCAGAACAUGGAGCAAAAUUACAAGGCACUUCAGAACGAGAACUAUCAGUUGCGCGAAUACAUCUUGAGCCUCCAAUCACGAAUGCUCGAGAACCAGUCCGAUUUCCCACCAGCGCCUCCGCAUAUCAAUCUGUCAUCAGGCGCACCUCCACCGGCGAGUCAAGCCGCAGAGUCCUCGAAUCCUGCGGAACAGCAAAUGCGCCGCGACAUGGACACGCGACCCCCACCUCCAGCACCGGUGGUAGCACGCGAAGAUCCAAGCCAGCGCGACGGACUCAGUCAACUACAGGCGGCAGCGGCAUCAGCGCAACACGAGGCGCGAGCGCAAGCAUCGCCAUACGGCCUCGGAAAUGACUACCCACAGCAACGACCAGACAGUGCAACCCCUGCGAACCACGACGCAAAGCCAGCAUCUUAG
Messenger RNA from Fulvia fulva, 798 nucleotides. Its product is annotated as Putative transcription factor kapC. Bases 1 to 798 code for a protein of 265 amino acids. NCBI's taxonomy places the organism in Eukaryota, Fungi, Ascomycota, Dothideomycetes, Mycosphaerellales, Mycosphaerellaceae. The record is from RefSeq and is a predicted model, not a curated record. The transcript is spliced from 5 exons. Gene Ontology annotation, cellular component: RNA polymerase II transcription regulator complex. Gene Ontology annotation, molecular function: DNA-binding transcription activator activity, RNA polymerase II-specific; transcription cis-regulatory region binding.